Molecule: messenger RNA, 730 nt
Organism: Coniophora puteana RWD-64-598 SS2
Lineage: Eukaryota; Fungi; Basidiomycota; Agaricomycetes; Boletales; Coniophoraceae
Product: HIT-like protein
Exons: 4
Coding region: 33-575 (180 amino acids)
Biological process (GO): nucleotide metabolic process
Molecular function (GO): catalytic activity
Source: RefSeq, a predicted model, not a curated record
AGCGCUGGCUCCAGGUCUGCGCUUGCUAUCGGAUGACCUCGUUCAUGAUUGACGCGCAUGUAGACCGGAAGGUGUGCCAGGACUGGAAGAACGAUUCAACAUGCGCCUUCUGCCGUAUCAUACACGGCGAGCUUCCCUCUACACGCGUCUUCGAAGAUGACAAAGUUGUCGCCUUCCUCGAUAUCUUGCCGCUCAGGCCUGGACACACGCUCGUUGUGCCGAAGCUCCACUGUUCGAGACUGUCGGAGCUCCCACCUGAGUACGCUGCUGCGAUAGGGCAAGCCGUGUCGAAAGUUGCCAAAGCACUGACCCAAGCGAUGCAAAAUACCGCUCUAAACGUGGUAUGCAACCAAGAAUAUGCGCAAGCAGUACCCCACGUUCAUUACCACAUAAUCCCGGCGCCUUCGUUCGACGCCAGCGCACAGAAACGAAAAGAGUUUGAGAAAGCCAAGCAGAAGGACCAGCGGGUCCCGUUCACGAAACGCGAGAUGCACCAACGGGAGUUUGAGUCGAGGUCGGAGCUGGAUGAUGAUGAGGGACAGGACAUCGCUACCAAGAUCCGGGCACGGUUAUGACUCGAGUUUAAACCGGUGUGUUGAUCGACAUGCGCAUACUAGACAGGAAUAUUUAAUACACUAUCUACUCCCUAAGUUACAAUUUCUCUUCACCACUCAACCUGUCGUUUUGAAGAGCCUCGACCAAAACUGGUGGCAAUUAUGGAACAGUCAAC